CCGGAGAGAGAGAGAAACGACAGAGGCUGAAAACUUCAGAGUUGGACAUGGCCAGGCUGGAUGUCACAGAGAUGUUUCAAGACAUUUCUUUUCCUGGACAUCUGCACACACAGGACUCCUUGCAACAGGCGGUUGAGUUUAAUUUCCAGGACACAGAUAUUCUCAUUGCUUCCUAUCCGAAGUCAGGCACCACGUGGAUGCAGGAGAUUGUGACUCUAGUUUACAGCAGAGGAGACCCUCACCUAAGUCAGACUGUCCCCAACUGGACACGAGCGCCUUGGCUGGAGCAGUACUACUGCACCGCGGUGCUGGAGGCCUCGUCUGCUGUGCCUCGCCUCCUCACCACACACCUUCCCUAUCGCCUGCUGCGAACCGCCAUCCAGGACUCCAAAGCCAAGGUCAUCUACGUGAGCAGAAACCCUAAAGAUGUGAUGGUGUCCUUUUACCACUUCCAUAAAAUGGCAAACUUUCUUCCCGACAUUGGUUCAUUUCCAGAGUUUUUAGAUCGAUUCCUGGAGGGCAAACUGCACUUUGGGUCGUGGUUUGAGCAUAUUAUCGGCUGGACCCAGACAGCAGCUGUCAGCAACCUGCUUCACGUCACCUAUGAAGAAAUGUUGUUGGACCCACAAGGCGCCAUAAAGAAAAUUAGCCUGUUCCUGCAGUGCCCCCUGGCGGAGGAUGAGAUCAAUAACUGUGUGAAACACUGCAGCUUCAGCAGCAUGAAAGACAACAAGAUGAUCAACUAUACCCUCGUUCCCCAAGAGAUAAUGGAUCACAGCAAAGGCUCUUUCAUGAGGAAAGGUGAGAUUGGAGACUGGAAAAACAUGUUCACCGAGGAGCAGAGACGACGCUUUGACAGCGUCUUCAGCUCCAAGAUGCAGCAGUGCUCUCUGCAGUUUGUGUGGGAGAAGCCGGAUGAAGAGGAGCCAAACGAGGAAGAAAAACUUCCACAGAACAACACGGAGCCGAGAAAAUGAAAUCAUGUAACAGUGGUUAGUGUGUUUCAGCUUUGAAAAUCCAUAGAGUGCUACAUGAACAGUUCAAAACGUUCUGUCUUUAUUCACCUCAGUACCCUUCUAUGUAUUUUUAUGUGGUUUUUCAUUCAUUUUGUAUAUGUGUGUGUGUGCAUCAUCACAGGUAAAGGUGUCUAAUUUGUUUCAAUAUGGUGAAUAUAGGGAUAAAUCUCAGUUUAGUUGAAUCCCUCAUUCGAUUAUUGGAUCUCAUCUGGUGACAUUUCUGCUUCCUAGAAUACAAGCAGACAAGGUGACAAUUCAGUAAAGGCCACAGAGAAACAUGAGGGGAUAUAGAUCUCUUUGUCCUGAGCUCUGAGCUGUCCUUGAGUGUCUUAUAUGAUUUGACACACAAAGCAAAGUGCUGGAUCCCCUCUGUUCUCCGGACAUGAUUCCAUAUUGGUGUGUGUCUGUGUAUUUAUACAUACAGAGAACAAACAUUCGGCCUUGUAAAGAACACAAUAUGUUCUGUGAUGGUGAUGAUAGACUCUGAUAAGUGGCAGACAGAGGUUGAUGAGAGCAUUAAUCCACAGAGCCACGGAUGAGGAAGUCUGAUCGAUGCUGAGUGUUUUACGGUUGUCUGAUACACCGUCAAUGUCACUGUGAAAACAGUGUGUUUCAUUCACAUCAAAAUUGAAUAGGAAUUAUUUUUGUCUUUGAAUCAACUCUGACUUGUUUCAAGUCAUUUCCAGAUCAGCAUGAUCCUCUUUGAUCACAAUUAUGACUCAUUUCACUGUGAUGCUUCCAGCAAACUUCAUUUCAAAUAACUAUCUGUCUGAUUUCUAAGCAGCUUUAUAGGAGCCUAUCUCAGCUGAAUAUAGACAAAGGCACACCGUGGACAGGUCUCCACACCAUCACUGGAGAAAACACAAGAGGUUCAGAUAAACCCCAUAAAACACAAUCAGCAAAUUCUGCAGUCUGCUAACCACUGCUAACAGUCCUAAAAAUGCAGCGACUACAAUCACUAAUAAAUAUUUAGACCUGAGAAACAUAAAAGCCAUAUUGUAGCUAUCAAGGAUGAAUAUCAUCUCUAAAUAUGUUGUCACCUUUCCAUUACACUUCAUGUGUACACUGUAUAAUCUGUCCUCAAAGACUCAUACUCCUCAAACACACACAUUCAGUGGGGGCAGUUCUCACUCGUAUUUGUAAGUUGUGCUUCUGUUUGACACAUUGCUUGCUCUCUGCAGCUUCCAUUAUGUUUACCUACAAGUGUAGAGGAGGAAGUGGGAAAGAAGAAGUUGUUAUAGUAAAUUUUGGGUGCAGUAGUGGACAUUUGACGACAGGCUGACAUUUGUGUUCCAUAAAGUGAGUAAAAGCAAAAAUAUCUCUGACGAUAACAGACCAACUAAUGCAUGAUAAAUAUUUCACAGUUGGGGUGUUACAUUUGUGUUUGAUUUCUGUACAAACAAUAUCUUUUUUUAAUUCCCAUUAUCCUUCCCAUGACCUCUUAUUCAGCCUAUUUUUGUAUCUGACACUGGUGUUUCUGUGCAUAUUUCAAGACGAGAAUCUAAGUGACAGAUUGUGUGUUUGUCCCAUGUCAUCUGGUCUGAUUUGAAAAGAAGAAAACAUUCACACUCAGGGUCAUGCAACCUUCAAGAUUUGUGUCUCUUGCCUUUUAAAAUGAUGGAGUGAAAGACUGCCUCAUGAAAGAAUUACCCUUCUUGCCUGUGGGUUUGUUGAGAGACUCAGAGAUUUAUUAGAAAGUUCAGCAGACCUUGGAGAACAGGCAGGGCUCCUGAUAUGAGAUAAACACAUUUUAAGGAGCAAUAAGUUAAAUAUCAUGACAUUUUUUACCCCCUCCUCUGGGAAUAUUUUGUUCCCUUUGUAAAAGUGGUCUGUCUUUCACUCCUCUUUCACCUUCAGUCACUGAUUUAUUUGAUUUUUGUCCAAAGUAAUCAGGCUGACAAGGCCUGCGAUGUGCAUCUAAUAAAACACCACCCAGCCAGGACCGGAGCUGUUCGCUGCUCACGCUCACACAUUUCAGUCGUGUGAGAAGCCACUUCACACUUCCUUUCAGACUCCGAUGCUGAGGGGAAGGAGGUUGAAGGGUAAAGCUGGUGUCAUUGCUAAUUGCUUCAGAUGUUGAGGGUUCAAACAAAAAACUGACAGUUCAGUUGAGGGGAACUGUCAAUUAAAAAAACAAAAAGAAAAAACGUGAUUUUCUCAUUCUCAUUGUUUGUCUUUGUCUUUUGAUCAGGAAAUGAAUUAAGUUGAUUUAAUUUGUAAUUAAAAUUUGUGUGUUGCCUUUAUCAGUAACCAGGGUUGGUAGAACUAAUUUAAAAAUGUAAUCUGGUAAAAUGACAAGUUACUUGUCAGAAAAUGUAAUCAGUAACUUACUCUAAUUACUUUGAUAAAAAGUAGCAUACCAGAUUACGUUUAGUUACUUUGAGACUACUUCACCAGCAAACAUAAAAUAAAGACAAAGACAAUUAUGACGUGUCAUCCUCACAGUGUGUUGACGACUCUACACACAGCAAACACACAAUGCUCUGAGGAUUAAGAACACAUGCAGACCUCUGUGAGCUCUGUUUAGAGCAUUUUCACAGCUGGGAGGCAGAAUUUACAUUAAACAGAGAGGUCAUGGGCCUCAUCUGACUUAAAUACAAAACGAUGACUACGUUUCCAGACAAAGAAUGAGUUUCUCUCCCUGGGAGCAGCCAUGACUCCAGCAGCAGGCGGUAAAAUACAUGGCAACGCCGGUUGUUUUAUUCAUUUAACAGUAGAGCGGGAGGCUGCUCCAAGAUAGCGGUCGAUGCGGCGUCUAUCAUCAUUUAUAUCUAUAGUGACUGCGGUGGUGUCGCGGUUUGUGCCAUGAAGUGCUGUUAAGUGUCAGUGUCAGUGCGUAUGUCUGCAGUAUGUCUGAUAUUUUCUGUCUGAUUUUCAAAAGUAAUCCCACACAGUAAUCUGUGUUUUAUUCAGAUGUACCUGUAAUGAAAUUACAUGUUUUUUGUAUGUACUGUAACGGCUUACAUUUUUUGUAUCCUAAUUACGUAACGCCAUUGUAUGUAAUCCGUCACUCCCCAACCCUGUCAAUAACUUACACAUUUUGGGUCGUUGUGGCUUGGUUUGCAGUCAUCCAUCAGACAGAAGGGUUGCAGGUUUGAAUCCCCCUGUCCACAUGGCACAAGCCAUUUCUGCCUGAGGUGAAAUAACAUCCAGUGUUGGAACCACUCUUACUGCAGGACGACUUGAUUUUCACAGAGUGACGAGUAAAGGCAGGCUGACCUUUUCUGUCCAGCUAUUGAGGAAAAACAAAAACCCAUCAGAAGAUACCUUCAAAAAAGAUGUAAAACUCUCACUUUGCACCCAAGUGAGAGAUUCCACGAGAGUUUUCUUUAAUGAAAUAAUGUAAUAAAAUAAAUGUACUUUAAAAAAUGUGAACAAAUGCUCAAAACAAAAGCUAAGGAAAGACUUUAAUGUGUGAAAUGGAUCUUUUUCCUUUAUGUAAAAUGUAAUUGCAGACAGAAUCAUUUCUGUGGACACAAACCACAUUUUGUUGGUCUGUUCAGAUUUACCUGGCGUAUUAAUUGCAUUUCAUCAUCUAACAAAACAGCACAAAACAUCUAAACUUUACACACGGCAAGCAAUUAGGAGCAUGUGCGACCAAGAUUGCUUCCUGAUAAGGGAGUUGAGUCAGGCGGCGGCGCUCUGCUCAGGAGAAGGUGUGACAGUGGUGGCAUUUGAAUGGCCUUUAAUGCCUGUCAGCUCUAUCAUCCUUCCCCAAAGUGUCAGACCCGGAGCAGCGCCACACCACUGCAUAGGAAGCUGUAAAUCUCACAGGGGUUCACAUGCAUGGGUAUUAAACAUGCAGCUCUGCAGCAGACGAGAAACUGCAGAAAACCACAGAUGUGAGGAGAAACAAAAAGAAGAACUGGAUCUCCGAUCAUUUGAUCAUUCACAGUUUCACUGC
Salarias fasciatus (jewelled blenny) is the source of this 4920-nucleotide messenger RNA. RefSeq names its product sulfotransferase family 5A, member 1 (gene sult5a1). The transcript is spliced from 6 exons. Gene Ontology annotation, molecular function: sulfotransferase activity. Lineage: Eukaryota; Metazoa; Chordata; Actinopteri; Blenniiformes; Blenniidae. The coding region runs from base 48 to 977 and encodes 309 amino acids. The record is from RefSeq and is a predicted model, not a curated record.